Neohortaea acidophila is the source of this 2367-nucleotide messenger RNA. RefSeq lists its product as uncharacterized. The record is from RefSeq and is a predicted model, not a curated record. Lineage: Eukaryota; Fungi; Ascomycota; Dothideomycetes; Mycosphaerellales; Teratosphaeriaceae. Gene Ontology annotation, cellular component: cytoplasm. Gene Ontology annotation, biological process: regulation of GTPase activity; signal transduction. Bases 194 to 2092 code for a protein of 632 amino acids. The transcript is spliced from 3 exons.
AGCGCAGCCGCCGAGCAGCGGCCAGAGAGAUUGCCAGACAGAUACAACCCUCCUCGCUCCGCAUGCGCUCGUGACCGACACCUCGUCCUCCAGCCCCCGGUCUGGCCGCGCCGCUGCCGACUGUAACUCCCACUGAGGGCGGCUUCUCGCGCCAAUAGCCUCGCAGCCUCCCGCUCCGACGGCCGCCAGCAGCAUGUCCCGCUUCACAAAGACAAAGCCAGCCAAUCUCACCAUUGAUGCGACGAAGAGCAAGGAAGAUGUGCCUGCGCCACAAGCGAGCCCGUUGAUGGACCUACAAGGCAUCGACCUGUCUUCCUUUGGCGGUGACUUCAGCGCGAACCUCAUCAGCCUACCGGCAUUACAACAAUCCAUCCCCACCUCCCCCACAAUCGCCCAGGAUGCAUCUUCAAAGUCAUUCAAGCCGGCAUUGAACAAUCGCACAACUUCCGAGCUGGAACAAAGGGCCGAGCUGCCUCCGCCAAGAAAGCUGGCGAAAGACGAUGACGAGUUCAGGCCGAAUAGCAGCAGCAUGUCGAAGAUAUAUCACCUGAGGAAGAACCCGGGCAGUACGCCGGAGUUGAGUCUUGUCGGCAGCGCAGAGAGUGUCAGGAAGAAGUCGGACGAUACAAACACGACUCAGGCAAGCGAAGUCUUGCCGCAACCGUCACCGAACCGGCAAGAGGACGCCAGCAGCACCAGACGGCGAGAGAGGACAUUUCGCAACCCGCUAUCACGCACAAAGUCAAUACGAAGAGACUCGAGCUCCAGCAAAACCAAGCCAAACACCAAAGAUCUGUUCGACCGUCCUCCGAAAACCGCACCGCUACAGUCCGACUGGCAGAGCUCGUCGGAUUUGCUGACCGCGAAGCACAGAGAGAAGCGUGGCAAGUCGGCGGAACGCGCGAUCGCAAGUGAGAGCGAGGACGGAACGCCAGUCGACAGGAUGGCGACAAGGGACAAGUUCAUGUCAGGAAGCAAGAAUGUCAUGCACAAGGCGAAAACGGGCGGUGGACAGCUGCUGAACAAGCUCGGCAAGAUUGGCAGAACAGCGAAUCACCAGGUUCCGGACAGCGAAUGGAAACCGAGCAUCAUCACCCUGCCGCUGGUUGAGCAGACGCGCGUCACACGGAUUAGCAAGGAUCUCGAGAGCUGUCGGGAUAAGACCGAGUACUGGAUGCCCAGCUUGCCGUGGAGAUGCAUCGACUACCUCAACCUGAACAGCGAGUCCGAGGGGCUGUAUCGCGUCCCCGGCAGUGGACCACAAGUCAAGCGCUGGCAACGUCGCUUCGACACCGAGCUCGACGUGGACCUCCUCGAUGAAAAGGAGCUCUACGACCCCAACACCAUCAGCAGCCUGCUCAAAUCCUGGCUUCGCGAACAACCCACCGAGCUUUUCCCCUCCCACACGCAAGUCUCCCUCGGCGUGGAGCUGGCCAAAGCAAAUCCGGACUAUAACAAAGUCGGCCAGCCUGCGCCCCAGCUGCUCCGCGACGCCCUGUCCGAACUGCCCCCGCACAACUACUACCUCCUCUUCGCCAUCACCUGCCACCUCAGCCUCCUCCUCGGACACACGGACAAGAACAAAAUGGACCUCCACAACCUCGCCGUCUGCAUCGGCCCGUGUCUACGCAUGGAGCGCUGGCUAUUCAACUACCUCGUAGGCGACUGGCGCAACUGCUGGCAGGGCUGCUUUACAGAGAAACACUUCCUCGCAGUGGAGAAGGCAUGGGAAGAAGGGCGCGACCUAGACUCCGACACCGAGCUAGCAGGCGCCACGCGCUCGCUCUCCAUCCCCGAAAACGCCCUCCGUCGCCACCAAGAGAACGUCCACCCCGAGCAGUCCCUCUCCGCCCUUCCGGACUACACGCACUACGUCAGCGGCAGCCUGCCCAAUCCCGGGUUCAGCAAGAACAUCGUCGUCCCGGAGAUUGUGCAGCGUCCUGCUACCGCUCAGGGGGAGGCGACACCGGAGACUUCCCCUGCUGCCGUGCCGCAGAGACCUAAGUCGCACAGUCGUAGUCAUAGCGAUGUUCCCAUGUCGCCUACUCAGCCGUCGUCGCUGAGCUUCCCGUUCAAGGUGCGCAAUGGGUGAGCUGAGGCAGGUUUGCAACAGCGAUGGAUGGGAUGACGUGCAGGGAUGCGUUUGGGAGAGACAAUGAUUGAUACUGCCAUGGGCAGAACACGAAGUUGUGAUGACACUGUCCGCUCAGCGGAAGAAGCGAAAAUCCUCGCUUCCUCCUGUCGAUGUUUGAGUUCAGGGGCUGGCGCAUGUGGCAUGCAAGCGAUUGAAACGAUAUGAGAGCAUUGAGGGAACGGGAAUGACUUUUUGUUUGUCCUCUUUUUGCCCCCCGUUCGGGGAUGCAUUUG